This is a messenger RNA of Gossypium raimondii (Peruvian cotton), 1864 nucleotides long. RefSeq names its product probable folate-biopterin transporter 6. Lineage: Eukaryota; Viridiplantae; Streptophyta; Magnoliopsida; Malvales; Malvaceae. The coding region runs from base 208 to 1767 and encodes 519 amino acids. The record is from RefSeq and is a predicted model, not a curated record. The transcript has 4 exons.
GCAGCCAACUACUCCACGACCUUAGCGUGUUGAAAGGAACGAGAUGCGAUAUAUUUUAGUCAACUAUAGCGAAUUCCUCCGCAAUACAAUAUCAUUUUCAUAUGAAAAACUGGGGAAGGCUGUAAAUGUAUGAGUAGUCAACGUUUCGCCCUUCUUUAAUCUACAGAGCCGUUUGCAGAUCUCUGUGUUUCUUUGCACAUCAAGGCAAUGGCUUCCUUAGAAAAAGAGGGACUUGUUGAAGAAUCUCGGUCGAGUAUAUCCCAAGAAUCCGCCUGCAUUUCAAACCUAGGCAACCUUGAUUCAGCUGAGGCUAGCAAGAGUAGCAAUAUUUUCUCGGUUUUCCUCGAGCCAAUUCAAUGGAUACAGAUGCUAUCUUCUCAGCUAAAUCCAACUUUCAUCAUUGGGAUAGUUAUAGUUUAUGGACUCAACUUAGGCUUCUCCGGUUCUUUCUUCAAAGUAGUCACGGAUUACUAUUGGAAAGAUGUUCAAAAAGUGCAGCCCUCCGUGGUUCAAUUAUACAUAGGUCUAUACUAUAUCCCGUGGAUUAUGAAACCUGUUUGGGGUUUACUCACUGAUGUUUUCCCAAUAAGAGGAUAUAGAAGAAGACCUUACUUUGUGCUUGCUGGUGUUCUUGGGGGUGUCUCUGCAUUGAUGGUUGCUCUCAUUGGUAAUUUGCCUGCUGCUUUAGCAUUGAGUUGCUUUAUAGGGAUUGCAGCAGGCAUGGCUAUAGCAGAUGUGACAAUUGAUGCAUGCAUUGCUACAAAUAGUAUCGAGGUUCGAUCCUUGGCUCCGGAUAUGCAGAGCCUUUGUGGAUUUUGCUCCUCUGCUGGGGCUUUAAUUGGUUAUUCCACCAGUGGAUUUUUUGUUCACCAUCUCGGAGCUCAGGGAGCUUUAAUUCUAAUGUCAAUCCCCCCAGUUUUUAUCACAGUGUUGGGCUUUGUGAUUUAUGAAAUGAGAUCUCCCUGUCUUCACCCCGAGAAGCAGAAGAAAAUGGGAACCUUAGGGGUGGCCGUAAAGGGCAUGUAUCAGACAAUCAAGUUCCCUCAGGUGUGGAAGCCAUCGCUCUACAUGUACCUAUCUUUGGCUCUCAGUAUCAGUACUCAUGAAGGGCAAUUUUAUUGGUACACUGACGCCAAAGCUGGUCCUGGAUUCUCUCAGGAAUCUGUUGGGGCCAUAUAUGCAAUUGGUGCAAUGGCUUCAAUGGUGGGGGUCCUGAUCUAUCACAAGACACUCAAAGACAUCCCAUUCAGAAACCUACUCUUUUUCGCUCAGCUCCUUUACGGCGCAUCUGGAAUGCUCGAUCUAAUCUUCAUUCUUCGAUGGAAUUUAGUGCUUGGGAUUCCAGAUUACUUCUUUGUUAUCACUGAAGAAUGCAUAUCACGAAUUAUAAGUAGAAUAAGGUGGAUUCCCAUGAUUGUAUUAAGCACUAGGCUUUGCCCUUUAGGCAUUGAAGGCACAUUUUUUGCAUUGUUAAUGUGCAUAGAUAGCCUUGGUUCCUUGACCUCCAAAUGGGGAGGAGGAAUGGUUCUUCACGUUUUUCAUGUGACUAGGACAGAUUUCACAAACCUGUGGUUGGUUAUUCUCAUUAGAAACAUACUGAGAAUUGCUACUCUGGGUUUGAUUUUUCUUGUCCCAAAGGCUGAUCCGUCAGAUGCUUUGAUUCCUCAAGAUAUUUUGAUGACGCAUUCGACUGUAACAUCAGAUGAUGAGGGGUUAGAACUUGUCCCAAAGAAUGAUAGAAGUCCAGAGCUUCUUUUAAAUCUUUAACCUUUUCGCCUUGGAUAAUGCAAUUUUGUACAGUAAAAAUUGAGUUACUAUCAUUUUUAUUUUAUUUAAAGAAAUAAUACGAACACAAUUUUUGAUA